Messenger RNA from Chanos chanos (milkfish), 778 nucleotides. It is a transcript of the gene ube2d1a, whose product is annotated as ubiquitin-conjugating enzyme E2D 1a. The coding region runs from base 19 to 462 and encodes 147 amino acids. The transcript is spliced from 7 exons. Lineage: Eukaryota; Metazoa; Chordata; Actinopteri; Gonorynchiformes; Chanidae. The record is from RefSeq and is a predicted model, not a curated record.
AGCCAGGGGAACGUAGUUAUGGCUUUGAAAAGAAUACAGAAGGAGCUAAUUGACUUACAGCGGGACCCUCCUUCUCAGUGUUCGGCUGGACCAGUGGGUGAAGACUUGUUUCAUUGGCAAGCAACCAUUAUGGGACCAGGUGAUAGUCCAUAUCAGGGAGGAGUUUUCUUCCUCACUAUUCAUUUCCCCACAGACUAUCCCUUCAAACCACCAAAGGUAGCCUUCACAACUAAAAUAUACCACCCAAACAUCAACAGUAACGGUAGCAUUUGUCUGGAUAUCUUGAGAUCUCAGUGGUCCCCUGCUCUAACAGUAUCCAAAGUGUUAUUAUCCAUAUGUUCAUUGCUAUGUGACCCCAAUCCUGAUGAUCCCUUAGUUCCAGAUAUUGCACAUAUCUACAAGUCAGACAAGGACAAGUACAACAGGCUAGCCAGAGACUGGACUCAGAAGUAUGCAAUGUAACAGAGUGGGAUGGAAUGAUAACGGAUGAAUGUGGGUGAUAAUGUUGACCACAAAUGUACUGUAAACACCCAUUAUCCAUACUGAAUCAAGAGGAGUUUUUUUUUUUUCUUUUUCUUUUUCUUUUCAAAAAGAAACCCUCUGCCCCAAACUUGCUGGUUUAUGCAUUGAAGCAUAUUCUUUUUUUUCAUUGUUUACGAAAAACAAUAAAAUAUAAAUUAUUAUUCACCUACUACUUAAGUGAGCCAUCAAGUAGUAAAAAAUGCAAUUGUUUAUUUUCCCAUAGUAUAGGUACACGUUUCUUUUCUUUUAGAGAUUU